Messenger RNA from Mollisia scopiformis, 858 nucleotides. RefSeq lists its product as uncharacterized. Gene Ontology annotation, biological process: maturation of SSU-rRNA from tricistronic rRNA transcript (SSU-rRNA, 5.8S rRNA, LSU-rRNA). The record is from RefSeq and is a predicted model, not a curated record. NCBI's taxonomy places the organism in Eukaryota, Fungi, Ascomycota, Leotiomycetes, Helotiales, Mollisiaceae. Bases 1 to 858 code for a protein of 285 amino acids. The transcript has 2 exons. Gene Ontology annotation, cellular component: nucleolus.
AUGGCACCGACUCUUGGGAAGCGAAAGCGAGAAGUUGCAAAUUUGUCAAACAAAUCUCCACGUAUAUCGAGUGAUGAACGAGAAGAGACCGAGCUGGAUGCGCAAGAAAUAUUUCGCCGUCAUUUCGAGGCACAAUUUCAACCAUUACCUAUCAUUCCGAAACCGAAGACUGUAGUAGAGGAACUCGAUGAUGAACAAGACGAGCAGUCUGACUGGGAUGGAAUCUCUGAUGGUGAUGAAAACGUGGUACAGGUGGUAGAGCAUACAGAUACGCAGUUGCGGAUAUCAGCCAUGUCGAAAGAAGAGCUCAAAGCAUUCAUGACUUCUAAACCUCCUUCCAGCAAUCCAGGACAGUCUCUAAUACGAGAUAAACCCGGUUUGGUCGAAGACGACGAUCCGUCCGAAGCAGCCAACCUGAAGAAAGACCUCGCAUUGCAACGGCUGCUUGCAGAGUCCCACCUCCUCGAAUCCUCAAAGAACCCAACACUCAACGGAACUAAUCGCCAUAAAGCAACCGAAUUACGCUUACAAGCAUUGGGAUCGAAAAUGUCUAUUUUGAAGCAAGAGAAAAUGCCAAUGUCCCACAGAAGAGGAAUCAUUGCGAAGCAGACCGAAAAAGAAGAGAAGAGACGGAGAGAAGCGAGGGAGAAUGGGAUCAUUUUGGAGAAGGCAAAGAUGAAGAAGAACACUGAUGGCAAGAGGGACAGAGGGGUUGGAGGACCUGGCAUUGGGAAAUUCUCUGGUGGUACAUUGAACUUAAGCAAGAAGGAUAUCUUUAACAUCGAAGGCCCAAGGAGAAGCUCGAGCACACGCGGCGGAAGGGGAGGCGGACGGGGUAGAGGCAAGCGUGGUCGGUGA